UUCAUAAAUCCAACCAGCUACUCCACCGCGUUCCUCUGACGUCUCCAUGGCAACAGCUUCUACUGUUGAUCAUCCCAAGAUGGCGGACGAGGAGAAAGCCUCAGCGCUUCCAGUUCCCACUGAAGCCAAGAAACGUCGGGCACCUAAAGCUCCGGAGCUUCCCAUUGUGGAGAGGAGAAACUGGCUAAUCCACCAGCACUAUAUCCGUAAAGACUAUGAUACCUGUAAGGCGAUCAUCAAAGAACAGCUGCAGGAGACUAAUGGAAUGUGUGAAUAUGCCAUAUAUGUUCAAGCACUAAUCAUGCGUCUUGAGGGCAAGAUCCAACCGUCCCUGGAGCUGUUUCAGAGCUGUGCCAUACUUAAUCCCAGCAGCGCUGACAAUCUGAAGCAAGUGGCCCGAUCACUAUUUCUCCUGGGAAAGCACAAAGCAGCGAUUGAAUUCUAUCAUGAAGCUGCAAGACUCAACGAGAAAGACUGGGAGAUCAGUCAUAAUCUGGGAUUGUGCUAUUUCUUCAUCAAAGACUUCAAAAAUGCUGAAGAGCAUCUAAACAUAGCUCUCCAGAUAAAUAAACAUGACAAGACAUUCAUGAUGCUUGGGAAGGUUCAUUUGCUGGCUGGAGAAACUGACAAGGCCAUCGAAGUGUAUAAGAAAGCGGUGGAAUUCUCUUCAGAGAAUACUGAUCUCCUGACCACUCUUGGCCUGCUAUAUUUACAGCUUGGGAAAUAUCAAAAAGCAUUUGAGCACCUUGGAAAUGCCCUCACUUUUGACCCCAACAAUUAUAAGGCCAUCCUGGCUGCAGGCAGCAUGAUGCAGACCCAUGGUGACUUUGAUGUGGCCAUGAACAAGUACCGAGUGGCAGCAUGUGCUGUGCCUGAGAGCCCGCCUCUCUGGAACAACAUCGGCAUGUGCUUCUUUGGAAAAAAGAAAUAUGUAGCCGCCAUAAGCUGCCUGAAGCGGGCCCACUACAUGUCUCCUUUUGACUGGAAGGUGUUGUACAACCUGGGUCUGGUACACCUGACCAUGCAGCAGUAUGCGUCUGCCUUCCACUUCCUCAGCGCAGCCAUCAACCUGAACCCACGUAUGGGGGAACUCUACAUGCUGCUGGCAGUGGCUCUGACCAACUUGGAAGAUGUAGAGAAUGCCACAAGAGCGUACGAACAAGCUGCGGCGAUUGACGACUCCAACCCUCUGGUCAACCUGAACUUUGCCAUCUUCCUCUAUAAUCAUGGCGAUAAGAAGGCAACUCUGGAUCAGUAUCAGGAGAUGGAGAGGAAAGUUAACCUACUACGAGACAGCAAUAGCAACUUUGAAUUUGAUCCUGAGCUGAUGGAUAUGGCUCAGAAGAUGGGAGCUGCCCUGCAGGUGACAGACAGUGUGGUGUGGACUAAACCAGGCAAGGACUCCAAAUCUAAACCAAACUCUGCAGCAGCCACCAAAACCCCCGGUGCUCCUCUUGGUACAAACCAAGCUCUGGGCCAAGCCAUGUCUUCUGCAGCCAGCUACAACAAGAACCUCCAGCUACAAACAGGAGGUUCUAAAGGCCCCUCCAUGCCCCUUGAGCCAGAACCUGAUGUGGACAGAGCCCCCAGCCCGCCCACUGAUCCUCCAGGCUCCCCGGAACCUGCAGAGGCAGAAAAUCCAAAACCCAAAAUCUCCAAGAGGAAAACUAAGGUGGAGGAAUGAGAUAGCUGGGCAGCUACAAUCUCUCGUGACAUCUUUGUCAUAAGGUCACUCUCAUGUUAUGCAGGAAAAUUACGGUUCUUAAACAGCAGCGAAGCUAUCUGUGGUUUUCUAGCUCAUUGUAGUCAGACAUGAGUCUGGUUUAGGUACAUGCUGCAUAGGCAUUUUAUGUCCCUCACAAUAAUUUGCUUUUCACUGAAAACGACAACGUGCACUUUGGUCAUACUGUUUAUUUCAGAAAUAUUGAAUGUCAGUGCAUCACUUAACACUUUUUAAACCAAAAGUCAGAAAUCAAGUGUUUUGUGUAAAUCCAUGUAGAUGUGGCAGGUUUGGUGCACAUGUCAGAACCAGUUUAAUCAGAUGUUGCAGUUAAAGAACGUCUCUAUUCGACACAAAGGUGAUACGGGCAAUUGUGCAGGUACCAGUGUGAAUAUUUGGUUUAGCUUAGCAAUAAGGUUGAAUGAUGAAUUUUCCUUGAAAUGACAUUUCCAGGGAAAGUGUCAGUCCUAAAAUAUGAAUGUGACGGAAAUGCUGUGACAAUCACUGCUUAAAAUCUAAGGACAGAAAAGGAUGUUACUGUGAAUAGUUACAGGAUAUUGUUUGUUUGUAUGAUAGGGCUCUUUUUGAUGGUUGCGUGUAAAUAGUGACACAUGCUUUUAUAUGUGGAUAAAUGUUAUGUUUAUAGAGAGUAAUGUAUUUAAUAUUAAAUAAGAAACUU
Molecule: messenger RNA, 2399 nt
Organism: Centropristis striata (black sea bass)
Lineage: Eukaryota; Metazoa; Chordata; Actinopteri; Perciformes; Serranidae
Gene: bbs4
Product: Bardet-Biedl syndrome 4
Exons: 16
Coding region: 47-1684 (545 amino acids)
Biological process (GO): protein localization to cilium; cilium assembly
Cellular component (GO): ciliary basal body
Molecular function (GO): protein binding
Source: RefSeq, a predicted model, not a curated record